This is a messenger RNA of Ictalurus punctatus (channel catfish), 2741 nucleotides long. RefSeq names its product SH3-domain binding protein 5b (BTK-associated) (gene sh3bp5b). The record is from RefSeq and is a predicted model, not a curated record. Bases 379 to 1680 code for a protein of 433 amino acids. Lineage: Eukaryota; Metazoa; Chordata; Actinopteri; Siluriformes; Ictaluridae. The transcript is spliced from 9 exons. Gene Ontology annotation, molecular function: protein kinase inhibitor activity. Gene Ontology annotation, biological process: intracellular signal transduction; negative regulation of protein tyrosine kinase activity. Gene Ontology annotation, cellular component: cytoplasm.
CCACAUUGCGGUCUGGAGCUACGUUCAAAACCGCAUACUACCAUACUACAUAGUAUGCCAAAAAAAAGUGCGCCACUCCGCAUGGUGCAUACUGUAUAGUAUAGUACUAUGCGUGGGUAGCCUUGCAUUUUCCCCCUGGCUCUGUCUCUCACGCGCUCCGUGUUAUGCUCAGUAUUAACCGCGUAUCAAUAGGACCGGUCUGGUUCAUUUUCAGUGUUUGUGACUGUUUCAGUCCGAAUGAACAGACUGUAAGCUUUAUGUAGAUAGUGUAGGUUUUAAUUUUUUUUUAAAGAAAGCUUUUUCUAUGACACCACGGAUCAUUGUUCGGUCCAUUGUUUGAAUAUCAAGAGCAGCUAGCAGAAAUCAUAUUUACAGAGCAUGGAUAACACCGAGAAGGACAGCAGGUCUGAUGGAGAAUGCGAAUCGGCUGGAGAGGAAGAAGUGGAUCCCCGGGUUCAGGGGGAACUGGAGAAGCUGAACCAGUCCACCGAUGAUAUAAACCGAUGUGAGACUGAACUGGAGGAUGCAAGGCAGAGGUUUCGCUCUGUGCUGGUGGAGGCCACGUUGAAAUUGGAUGAGCUGCUGAAGAAGAUCGGCAAGGCUGUAGAGGACUCGAAACCGUACUGGGAGGCACGGCGUGUGGCACGGCAGGCUCAGCUUGAGGCCCAGAGGACAACACAAGACUUCCAGAGAGCCACUGAAGUGCUUCGGGCUGCCAAAGAGACCAUCUCCCUGGCUGAACAGAGGCUGAUGGAGGAAGACAAGCGGCACUUUGACUCGGCCUGGCAAGAGAUGCUGAACCAUGCCACUCAGAGAGUGAUGGAGGCGGAACAGACGAAGACCCGCAGCGAGCUGCUACAUAAAGAGACAGCAGCCAGAUACAAUGCAGCUAUGAGCCACAUGAAGCAGCUGGAGAAGAAGCUUAAACGCACCAUCAGCAAGUCCAAGCCUUAUUUUGAACUGAAGGCAAAGUACUACUUACAGCUAGAGCAACUGAAAACAAAUGUGGAUGACCUGCAGGCCAAGUUGACACACUCUAAAGGGGAAUAUAAGACAGCUCUGAAAAACCUUGAAAUGAUCUCAGAUGAGAUCCACGAGCGCCGGCGCUCCUUAGCCAUUGGCUUUCGGGAGAGAGGAGUGGGGUCAGAGGGUGAUGGGGUCACUGGAGACGACAUCACCAACUUCAAGAUGGACUCUGAUGGUAUAUCCAUGGCAUCAGAGACGUUUGAGGAUGAGAACUGCUGUAACAGUGCUAUGUCUGAGGAGGAUUUAGAAACACAGUCCACAUGUAGCGUGAACUCUGGAGGCAAAAGCCCUUUACAACUACAGUGCCCCUUCUCAUCUUCCUCGUCACCAUCAUUUACAUCUUCAUCCUCCUCCUCUCCCUCGUCACGGCCAUGUAGCCUGGAACUCCCCAGCACAGUUUCACUGUCUGACUUUGGCCUGAUUUCACCUAUCCUUGGACCUCGAAGUGAAUGCAGUGGAGCCUCUUCACCCGAGUGUGACAUGGAAAGAGGUGACAGAGCAGAGGGAGCAGAGGAUGAGUUGAACAACGUUUUCAAUAACAACAGCAGUAGCAGCAUUAGCAGCAUUAAGAAUCGCUUCCAUCUCCUGUCCCUGAAACGUGGGCAGAUGGACAACGCCAAAAUGACGGAGCAUAAACCAUUGAGUGUGGCCUAGACCAGCACUACAUCACUGCUUAAUGGGGGCAGAAUUAGCUGCUAUUACCCCCUCAAUCUCGCCCAUGUGAAAGCUGUAGGCAGCUGUCCAUCUGUCUCUUUUACCUGAGUCGGCACCAUUCGUUUUGCCAGAGACGUUCUGGAUCUUACCGGCUCUUCAUUGAGCAAGAUUAAUUCUAGGGAAGAGUUAUAGGAAUAUGUGCAUUUAAGAAAAUGGGAAUAAUUUCUUAUAGCACAUUGAAGGAUAUUUGAUUAAAAAAUAAGAGGAAAAAACUGAGUGAUGGACGAUAAUGAUGAGUCUUAUUCCCCACUUUGUAGAAGAUCAUGUACAUGUUACUCCUGAGCUGUUCAUAUAAAUAAUGCUAUCGGAGCUCUGGUUUUGGACACGGAGCACCACAGAGUUGUCACUGACGUGAUGAAAGAGGAAGCAGUCACAAACAGUACUUCCAGAUUCAAACAGAUUUUUAAUUGGCUGCUUCUGUAGUGUAAUAAUGGCUCAUGUGCCAUCAUGCUGGAUCGCUCUUCUCCACAUGCCCUUGUUUAAUUGCUUCUCCAUCUGCAUUUCAGCAGCAGCAUGAUCAUUAUAGCUGAAAUGUGCAUGCUGCCAUAUUUGUGUCUUUGUAAAAGAUGGACUAUCACCACUUUCAUUGAAAAAGUAAUAGAAAACAAUGUAAUGUAUUAUUUCCAGCUCUUGUUUGUAAAUUAAAACAUGGAUUAGAAAGACACAACCUAGUUUUGCACUGUCAAUCAACAGUAAUUGUUGGCAUUUUGGCAGACACUAAGACAUCUGUGUGACUUAAUCAAUUCUGUAACACUGUAGCUGCUGCUACUAGAUAUAGAGGCACAAAGCACAGUUUCAGUCAUCAGUAGACCAUGUGGGCUUUAUGUGACCCCCCCCAUCCCCUCCCCAUUUGUUUGUUGUAGCUGUUUUUGUGUACUUUUUUUUGUGUAUAGUAGAAAUAGCAUCAUAAAGCUGUGAGUUUAUAUCUUGGUUAUUCUGGUUUAAGUAGCUUGUGUAGUUGUUUUCUGGCUUAAAAUAAAGUAAUAUUCUGAUCACUGUAA